This is a messenger RNA of Emericellopsis atlantica, 1837 nucleotides long. Its product is annotated as transmembrane amino acid transporter. Gene Ontology annotation, biological process: amino acid transmembrane transport. The transcript is spliced from 3 exons. Gene Ontology annotation, cellular component: vacuolar membrane. Gene Ontology annotation, molecular function: amino acid transmembrane transporter activity. Bases 323 to 1729 code for a protein of 468 amino acids. The record is from RefSeq and is a predicted model, not a curated record. NCBI's taxonomy places the organism in Eukaryota, Fungi, Ascomycota, Sordariomycetes, Hypocreales, Bionectriaceae.
UUGACUCGGCCCCAUUUCUUCACGCUGAUAACCUCCCCUGAGAUCCAGCAGGCCUGGACGAGCCACCAUCAACAAACCCCAUACCCACUGCCCAGCUACGUACGCACGCACGAGACAGAGAUAAGGCGGGGAGAGCUGCUCACCUAUCUGUCUGUCGUUGGGGUAUGGCUCACGCGCUCACGGUGGCUCACUGUAUAAGACAAACGACGAUCGCCUGCCUCGUCUACUACCAUCACCACGAGCUUGGUUCAUGACAGACUAGACUAGCCCGCGCACACAUCCACCAAGAGCAGCGUCUGACUAGAUUCUCCUACAUCCCGCCAUGGCAGACACAGAGAAGAACGAGGGCAUCACGCCCGCGCCCGCGCUCAUGCGCAGCGCCAGCGGCAGCGUCGACGACGGCAAGGUGGGCCACGCGGAAGACAACUUUGAGGUCUUCAAACGGGGCGACGGCCAGGUCGACUUUCGCACCGUCGGUUGGAUUCAAGCGUCGGUCAUCUUCCUCAAAGUCAUCUUCGCCGUGGGCGUGCUCACCAUCCCCUCGGCCAUGUACGUCCUCGGGGCCCUGCCGGGCGCCAUCAACGUCCUCGGCUGGCAGGCGCUCAACACGUACUGCGCCAUCAUACAGGGUAACUUUCGCAACGCCCACGCCGGCUGCCACUCCAUCGCCGACAUGGCCAACGUCGUGGGCGGCGUCUGGCUGAAGGAAGUCGUCGGCGUCCUGUUCCUCGUCACCUACGCCAUCGUCGGGGCCGCGGGCAUCUUUGGCUCCUCCGUCGCCCUCAACGUCUUCUCCAACCACGCCAUCUGCACAAACUGGUUCAUGGCCGUGUGCACCAUUGCCGUGUUUAUUCUCGCCAGCGCGCGCAAGUUUGAGAAGAUUGCCUGGCUCACCUGGGCGGGGUUCCUCUCCGUGUACAUUGCCGUCUUCAUCGUCGUUGUUGGCGUCACGCAACGUGAUCGCCCGGCUGCCGCCCCCCAGACGGGCGAAUACGACUUUGGUUACCGCGUCAUCGGCAAUCCGACCUUUGUGAGCGCCAUCACCUCCGUCGCGACCAUCUUCUGCUCGGGCGCCGGCACGUCCGCCUUUUUGCCCGUCAUCUCCGAGAUGCGACGCCCGCGCGACUACAACAAGGCCGUCUACCUCUGCAUGAGCAUCGUGACCGCGUCCUACCUCACCUUCUCCCUCGUCGUGUACGCCUACUGCGGCAAGUGGGUGGCCUCGCCGAGCCUGGGCAGCGCGGGCGACACCCUCAAAAAGGUGGCCUACGGCGUCGGUCUCAUCGGACUGCUGGUCAGCGCCUGUCUGUACAUCCACGUCGCGGCCAAGUACCUGUUUGUGCGCAUGCUGCGCGACUCGCCGCACCUGCAGAAGAACAGCGUCGUGCACUGGUCCGUCUGGCUCGGCUGCACGUUCGGCAUGUCCGUCGUCGCGUUCCUCCUCGCGUCUGGCAUCCCCAUCUUCAACUACCUCCUGGCCCUGGCCGGCAGCCUGACCUUUGCGCCGCUCGCCCUGGGUCUGCCCGGGUACCUGUGGAUCUACGACCACCAGCACUACCGCAAGGGGGCGUGGUGGCAGGUCCUCGUGUACUGGCUCAACUGGCUCAUGAUCCUGCUGGCCGUGUUUCUGACGGUCGGCGGCACGUACGGCACGGUACAGUCCAUUAUUGACGCGUACGCGAGCGGGGAGAUUGGCCAGGCCUUCAGCUGCGCCGACAACAAUGUUUGAUGGUUGGUGGUGGUUCGAAAGCGGGUUUGUCGUGCGUUUUUCGUAGAGGCUGUAUUUGUAGCGUAAUUGAUUGGUUGAUACCUUUUUGCUUGAUCUGUUUUGUAAAUA